Capsicum annuum is the source of this 654-nucleotide messenger RNA. RefSeq lists its product as uncharacterized. Bases 1 to 654 code for a protein of 217 amino acids. The record is from RefSeq and is a predicted model, not a curated record. The transcript is spliced from 2 exons. NCBI's taxonomy places the organism in Eukaryota, Viridiplantae, Streptophyta, Magnoliopsida, Solanales, Solanaceae.
AUGACAAUUACCUUGAGGUGUGGUAAGAAGCUGAAUGAUAGGCUUCCGAAGAUGAAUUCGAAGGUACAUGUAGAGUUAGUUCCACAACAGGUUGCAGGCAGAGAUGUUGAUAAUUUGAGAAAGUAUGAGUACCCAAAAGCAAAGGUUACUGAGCAAGUGCAGGAAAGACCACCACCACCAUUCCUGCAGGGGCUAAAAAGGCCAAAGAGGAUGCUUGUUUUAAGAAUUUCUUUGACACAAAAUUCGAAGUACGCUAUGUACUUGAAGAAUGUGAUGACUAAUAAAACUAAACUGCAGGACAUUGAGAUGUUGGUACUUACCAAGGAGUACAACUCUGUGGUAAUGAAAAAGAUUCCCAAAAAGCUUAAGGACCUAGGGAGUUUCACCCUCCCCAUAAAAAUUGGUGAUAAUGGUGUAUUUCAUACUCUGAGUGAUUUGGAGAUAAGUGUAAACUUGAUGCCUCUAUCAGUGUUCAACACUCUUGGGUUGGAGAAGUCAAAACUAUGCUCUGUGGUGAUUCAGAUAGCAGACAAAACCCAAGUUCAUCCCAAAGAAAUUAUUGAGGAUGUGCUCAUAAAGGUUGGUAAGUUUAUCAUCCCUGCUAAAUUUAUUGUUCUUGACUAUGAUGCAGAUGAUUGGGUGAUAAUAAUUUAA